AUGCAUGACUCAGAAAACGCCAAUUUUGAUGUCUUUCGUGAUUGUCUAUUCUCAGCCAUUGUAGAGAAAUCCUCGGGCGGCGCCCAUGCCCGCAAAAGCUCCAGACGCAGCUCUCUCCGGAAAAAGAACACCGCUCCUGAGACCUCGUUAACAGGCUCUGAGCCCUCUGAGCUGGUCGAAUUUGCAGAUUAUCUGGCAGCUGAAGUCUUUGAGAGCCUCCCGGACGAGCUUCAGAGCCUUUCCCACCAUGCCAUACAGAACGAUGUUGCCCUGUCGGACGAAUGGUCUUUGCCCCUGACCUUGUCUGUGCUGGAGGAAGUCGCAGCACGCAUGCCUGGGGAGGUCAACGAUAGCCUGACGGCAUAUGGGCUGAUUGAGCCACCCAAAACGGACCUCCAGUCCUUCAUUGCCCCAGUUCUGUCUGCGUACAUCGCUGCCGUUACAACACAGCCCCCCAAAUGGGUCGAAACCAGGACAAAUGCGUGCGAGAUCUGCGACCGGGACUGGGUACCGUUGACUUACCAUCAUCUGAUACCCAAACAGGUACAUGCCAAAGUUCUGAAAAGAGGCUGGCAUGAAGAACGCCACCUGAACAGUGUUGCAUGGUUAUGCCGUGCCUGCCACAGUUUCGUCCACCAGAUGGCCUCGAACGAGGAGCUAGCUCGCAAGUGGUACACCGUCGAGCUGAUUUGUUCGAGGGAAGACGUUGAGAAAUGGGCAGAAUGGGUGGGUCGGGUACGGUGGAAGAAGCGAUGA
Exophiala dermatitidis NIH/UT8656 is the source of this 756-nucleotide messenger RNA. RefSeq lists its product as uncharacterized. NCBI's taxonomy places the organism in Eukaryota, Fungi, Ascomycota, Eurotiomycetes, Chaetothyriales, Herpotrichiellaceae. The record is from RefSeq and is a predicted model, not a curated record. The transcript has a single exon. The coding region runs from base 1 to 756 and encodes 251 amino acids.